AUGCCGUUCAAUGAUUCUAUAUGUGAUCAACCAAAAUCAAAUGCGAGCCGUCAAUCCAAUGCCGCAUUCCGAUCAAAAUCCGGACAAAACCAGAGUGGUCUGCUGCGUCGGCGACGUCCAUUGCUACUUACCCCAGAUUUCAACGCCGCCCACAUAAUUUUCUUGGGCGAUUACUGCGACAGGGGACCAAAUACCCGAGAAGUAAUCGAUUUCUUGGUCGGUUUACCCUCCACAUACCCAAACGAGAAGCACGUUUUCCACGCCGGGAAUCACGAUUUGGUGCCUGAUUGUGAGGGUUCCAUUUUGGAUGCUGGACCGACAUUUGAAUCCCAUGGUGUUCCUCAUGGAUCUGCUGGUAUUGUUGCCCUUUUCCAUUUUUACUUAUUGCUGGGAUGUUGCCAUGAAUUCGUUAUGUUUCAUGAACUAGGUGAGGAGCCAACAAUUUUUGUAAGUGGACACCAUGGAAAGCUUCAUAUAGAUGGCUCAAGACUCAUCAUUGUGCGCGACACUGAUAAUAUGAAACAGCAAUCAUCAAGGUCAGUCACAACUGGGAAUUUAGCUGAUCAUGUCUCAUUUUAUCUUGUCCAAUCACUUCAUGAUGCUUUAUUGAUUGAUAUCAUAAGUUCACCUCAGACUGUUCUUAAUAAGAAAUUUUGGGCUCUAUUUCUUGCUAUCACGUUGUGAAGUUCUCUUCAUCAAACAUCUUAUACGACAUAGAUUUAGUCAUAGGCUGUCUUUCUUCCUUGUC
Molecule: messenger RNA, 748 nt
Organism: Cucurbita pepo subsp. pepo (vegetable marrow)
Lineage: Eukaryota; Viridiplantae; Streptophyta; Magnoliopsida; Cucurbitales; Cucurbitaceae
Source: RefSeq, a predicted model, not a curated record